Messenger RNA from Cuscuta europaea, 3073 nucleotides. The record is from the annotation of a GenBank genome assembly. NCBI's taxonomy places the organism in Eukaryota, Viridiplantae, Streptophyta, Magnoliopsida, Solanales, Convolvulaceae.
GUGAGAUUAGUAGGUGGCCAGGAUAGAUUCUUCUCUCUGAAGACGCAUCGAGAAAGUUAUUGACCAGCGGGGCAACGGAGUCGCUUGCUUUGAUACGGCCAGUCAUCUGCACUCGCACAGUUCAUCUUUGUAUUUUAUCACCUGAUUCAUCUCGAUGAGUGAAAAUAGUUUAGCGAAAGAAACUCAUGAAUCUGGAGGAGAAAGUCUAGAAAUUGGAGCUGAAAGUCUAGAAUUUUAUUCUCAGGAAAAUGUUAGGGAAAGUAGUCGAAUUAGGGAUUCAACGGAUAGGAUCAGUGCAUUACCUGAUUGCUUACUUGUUCACAUCAUAUCUUUUCUGGGUUUGAAGAAAGCUGCUGCUACAAGUAUUUUGGCCAAAAGAUGGCAGUUUCUUUGGGCUGAAUUGCCGAGCCUUGAAUUUCGAAUCUAUGAGCCGGGUACAGGUAAGCUAACUAAGACUAAAACUGACUUUGUGGCUUGGGUUAAUAGCAUCAUCGCUACUCGUCGUGGAAAUUAUCUUGAGAAGUUGAAGGUUGCUUUCGAGUACGAGGAUUGCUUUGCUCCGGAUGUUGAUAACUGGCUGGAGUUUGCCAUAAAAAAUAAGGUGAAAGAAGUCUCUUUGUAUUUUUGCUUAAGCAGAGAUUUCUACACUCUUCGUGAAAUGAUGUAUUAUAAUUUAUCGUUUACAUCAUUGUAUUUGGAUGCUUGCAUUUUGGAUCCUAAAAGAACAAUCGAGUGGCCGUCUUUGACUGAAUUACGUAUAUCAAGAGUGAAUUUGCCUCAGUCUGUAGUGGAAAAGAUAUUAUCAGGCUGUCCUGUUUUGAGUUCCUUGGAUCUGAGUAUGUGCCAUGGAUUCACUUGUUUGGAGACCAACUCUAAAAAUCUCUGUAAGGUGCGGGUGUUGGAAUCUGAAGAAGAAGAAGAAGGAAGUAAACCUUUCUUUCAAAUUUCAGCACCCAAUCUAAAAGAUUUAAAUCUUCAGUUGUCUCCUAUACGAAGACAGUUAAAGCUCAAAAACAUUCCAUCCCUUGUUAGUGCUAGUUUUUGUUAUUCCGAUCCAUGGGGGCAUUUAACCUCCGAGGAUGUGAGUAAUGCGAAGCAAGUUUUUGAAAAGAUUGAGCAUGUCAAGGAGCUUGCUUUGGGGCCUGGACCCAUUAAGGUGUGUAUGAUUCUUCUAGCUGCUUUGACAUUCUUGUGUUUUGAAAAUUAAAAUUCAAAUGAUCUUCCAGACGAGCUUUUAAGAAAUGUCUGUAUGGAAUUCAUCUAUGAAUGCGAUAGUUCAUUGGAUAUGUGGAUAUCUAUAUCUCCAAAUAAAGUAUUACCUCUGAAAUUUAAGGCUGCUCAUUGUUUUCAAAAGUAGACCCGAUUAUGAACCUCCUGUGUUGUCAUUCUUCUACAAACAUGGGGUUAUACUGAUAUUUCCUGCUUAGACUUAUGAGAGGAAAUACAUUUAAAUGAGGAAAACGGGUUCAGAAGACAACAUUAUGUAUAGCCAAGUAGCCAACAUCUUAUUGCAGCAAAAGACUUGACCCUACUCAACAUUUAAUGCAUGAAAGAUAGAUACUUAUGUAUAGCAGGAAAUAACAUUUAUGCACGAAAGGAUACUUUUUGUAUAUGGUAGUAAAAGACUUGCCCCUACCCAUAUUAAAAAAAUGCAUGUCAAUAAAGAUUAUGCAUGCAUGUAAAUUUUGAGAGAGUAAAUUUUUAUUAUCAAAGAAUUCAGUACCAUUAUGAGUGUGUCAUAGAUUUGUUACAUGUUUCCAAACAAGAGUUGCAAUAAACUAACUGGUUGUUGGUUUGACAGCAAUGUAGAAGUGACUUAGGGAGAAUAAAGUUUCAUGAGUUAUCUUAGUAUUUGUUCUCACAUCUCUUAAUAACUUCACAACCUGAGUGAUAGUCUUUGUUACUGUUAAGGUGAUGAUUUAAAGAGUUACAAUAUAAGUGUUAUUUAAAAUGUUAUUAAUCUGUCUACUAACAACAAAAAUCAUUUAUUUUAAUGCGAUAAGUUGAUCUUUUGCGUACUAAAUUGAAAUGUUGUGGAAAUAUUGGAAGAUAGCUAGUCAAACAUUGAUACGUGAGGAAUAGAUUAAUAUUCAAAUGUUAUUUUCGGUGUCAGCUAGAUACAUAAAUGGAGAUCUAUCUCAUCUUGUACUACCUCCAUCUUGUUUCGAGGUUCCCAUUAAAAUGUCACGCUUUUUAGGCAAUAAUUAUAUAAUGCAAGUUGAGUAUAAUUUGAAAAAGUGUUGGCGGGUAUAUAUUAUCAUAAGCUAAUUGAUGGUAAUGAUUUCGUUAUGGCCUUAUGGGUAUUGUUAAUCUUACUAUUGGAUGAUAAAAUUGCCAUUUAGAGAGUUAAUUAUUUCCUAAGAGGGAAAUAGGAUCCUUGAUUUGUGAUGUCCGCAGCCCGAAAGAGGCAAGUGAAAACUAUUUCUAUGUAUACAAUAAUUAAAACUAGGCUCUAGCUGGGCUGAUGCUUACUGGUUGGCGGUUUCCAAUAUAUACGCUAAGGUGGCUGAAAAUAAUAUUGUCAUGUGAUGAUUUUGCUUCCAUACCUGGCAUUUUGGGUCUGCUGGAAUCUUCUCCGGACAUUGAGACAUUGAUCAUAGCAUCUGAUCUCCCCUCUUUUUCGGACUACGUCUGGGCCCCUCCUGCAAAGGAUAUUUUGGUUUGCGACUUAUUGCAGUUGAAGACGAUCAAAUUGAUUAACUUGGCAGAUCAAUAUCGUAAUGGUGAACCAUUGCUCACGUUGGCCCAGAUCCUUCUUAAGAGGACACCGGUAUUGGAAGAGAUGGAAAUAUAUGUUUAUCAUUAUGACACAGAUUACUUUGACAAGAUAGAACAAAGCUUGCGCAGUUAUCCUAAAUCCUCACCAAAGGCUGUCAUCAAUAUAGUAGAUGAGUUCGAUUUCUCUACUUUGUAAACCAUUUAGUAUUCUCUUCUUGUCUUUUUUUCUAUUUUGCCGAACUUGCUACUGGUGGGAUGUUUUUUCUAUAUCGUAUUUAAAGCACUUUCAGUACUUGCGGUAGAAGAUUAUGAAUAGGCAGGGCAAAAAAAAACCUGUCUAACAAGGACCAUCUUU